CUCGGCAGGGGAGUUUCGAUCUUCAGGGUGCCCUUCAACCCAAACCGCUCCACGAUCCCUCCUCACAGCCCGAAGCCUCCCGCCGUGGAUCCCGGCCCGUCCUUAUUAGGCGCUGCGGGAAGCGGCGGCGGCUCCGGGCCCGCCCCGCCGGGAGCGCCGCCUCCUCCGGCCGCGCCGCGCACGCCGGGACCGGCCCUGCCCGGCCCUGUCAGCGCCGCUGCCCGGGCUCGGCCCGGCCCCGCCGCACCAUGCAGGAUCCAAAUAAAGACACGGAGUGGAAUGACAUUCUGCGCAAGAAAGGUAUCCUUCCUCCAAAGGAAAAUGUGGAGGAACAGGAACGGGCAAAGGAAGAGGAGCAGUUUGCCAUCCUUCAGAAAUCUCUGGUGAAAACUUAUGAGGACAUGACUCUGGAAGAACUAGAAGAGAAUGAAGAUGAAUUUAAUGAGGAAGAUGAGAGAGCUAUUGAAAUGUACAGGCAGCAAAGGUUAGCAGAAAUGAAGGCAGCUCAAAUGAAGAAUAAAUUCGGGGAAGUUUUGGAGAUUUCGGGAAAGGAUUAUGUUCAAGAGGUUACAAAAGCUGGAAAAGGUAUAUGGGUAGUCUUACACCUCUACAAACAAGGAAUUCCACUCUGUGCCUUAAUAAAUCAACAUAUGAGUGGGCUUGCAAAGAAGUUCAGAGACGUGAAAUUCAUCAAAGCUAUCUCUACCACCUGCAUUCCCAACUACCCCGACAAGAACCUGCCCACGAUAUUUGUGUACCUGGAGGGAGACAUCAAAGCUCAGUUCAUUGGGCCUUUGGUGUUCGGUGGCAUGAACCUGACAAGGGAUGAAUUGGAGUGGAAGAUUUCUGAGUCGGGUGCUAUCAAGACAGACCUCGAAGAGAACCCCAGGAAGCAGAUCCAGGACCAGCUCAUGUCCUCAAUCAGGGCGUGUGUCCCAGCCAGAGGGGAGAGUGACUCAGAGGAUGACUAAUUCCUGCGUCUGCAUCCGGAUUGAUGCAGUGCCCUUGCAGCCAGUGUUCCCACCUCAAGCACUGGACACACUCCUCAAGGCCUUGCUGAGCCCCAGAAGGGUAGCCUUUCAAGACAUUCAUUCUAGAAACCUCUAGAAACUAAAAACAUUUCUGUUUUUUAAAAAUUGCAGCUUCACUUAAGAUGCUGAAAGACAUUUUGUAUGUGAAGCCUGAGUAAAUCUUACUCAAAGGUUUUAAAAUACAGAUGUGAAUAGAAA
Messenger RNA from Passer domesticus (house sparrow), 1229 nucleotides. It is a transcript of the gene PDCL3, whose product is annotated as phosducin like 3. Lineage: Eukaryota; Metazoa; Chordata; Aves; Passeriformes; Passeridae. The transcript has 6 exons. Gene Ontology annotation, cellular component: cytoplasm. The record is from RefSeq and is a predicted model, not a curated record. The coding region runs from base 249 to 971 and encodes 240 amino acids. Gene Ontology annotation, biological process: angiogenesis; protein folding; positive regulation of gene expression. Gene Ontology annotation, molecular function: protein folding chaperone; vascular endothelial growth factor receptor 2 binding.